Alnus glutinosa is the source of this 421-nucleotide messenger RNA. Its product is annotated as cyclin-dependent protein kinase inhibitor SMR4-like. The transcript has a single exon. Lineage: Eukaryota; Viridiplantae; Streptophyta; Magnoliopsida; Fagales; Betulaceae. Bases 140 to 352 code for a protein of 70 amino acids. Gene Ontology annotation, biological process: regulation of DNA endoreduplication. The record is from RefSeq and is a predicted model, not a curated record.
CAAAUUUUGGAUUUUGGUUAAGGCACUUAUUUCAAACUCUUUCAAAUUUUUUUGAAUAUAAACCCAACCACCCCCACUGGCGUUAACUUCUGAUCAGCUACUACUACUUGGAAGUUUACAGCUUUUGUUUGGCGUUCUAAUGGUGGAUGAGGAGGCCUGCGAAGCUGGUUGCGCGACGCCGAGACGAGGCGAGUGUCUGAUACCGGUGGCAUUGGUGCCGCCGCCGCCUCCAAAGAAGAAGCCGUUUGCUUUCGGGGAGAGGAAGAGGGACCCGCCCCGGAAUGGGUACUUUCAGUCGCCUGAUCUUGAGCUUCUUUUUGCACUGGCUCCGAGACGGCAAGCCUGUGCUUAGUAGCGUGGCAUUUCUCUGCUUUUUUUUCUUUUUUUUUUGGUUUUUAAUUUUUUUGUUUGAAAGAGUGAA